Gymnodraco acuticeps is the source of this 1057-nucleotide messenger RNA. RefSeq names its product partitioning defective 3 homolog. Gene Ontology annotation, cellular component: adherens junction; apical plasma membrane; cell cortex. Lineage: Eukaryota; Metazoa; Chordata; Actinopteri; Perciformes; Bathydraconidae. Gene Ontology annotation, molecular function: phosphatidylinositol binding. The coding region runs from base 329 to 871 and encodes 180 amino acids. Gene Ontology annotation, biological process: intracellular protein localization; establishment or maintenance of epithelial cell apical/basal polarity; cell adhesion. The record is from RefSeq and is a predicted model, not a curated record. The transcript is spliced from 5 exons.
GUUGGACGUUCAUCACUGGUUUCCCAACAUUUCCCGAGCGCACUUGAACGCAGCACAUGACCGAGCACAGAGGGAGAGAGAGAGGGAUUGGGAGCGAGAGAGGGAAGGAGUGAGGGAAGCUAAACAGGUGGUCUGAAAAAACAUAGAAAACAAUGUCGUCCGGCGGGGAGAAGCGGAAAGACCUUUAGUCCUCGCUUCUCUGAAGGAAUACAGCUGAACCGACACAAAACAAACCCAUGCUCCUUUUUUUAUCUCCACUCGGAUUCCUCCUUCUCCUCCUCGUCCUCCUCUUCUCGGUUUUACUCCCAAGAUCUCGGAUACUAAAGCCAUGAAAGUCACGGUGUGUUUUGGCAGGACCCGGGUGGUGGUGCCGUGUGGAGAUGGGAAUAUUAAAGUGCACACACUCAUCCAGCAGGCUGUCAUGAGAUACAAGAAGGCCAUCGCUAAGGAUGUGAGUUACUGGCUGCAGGUGCACAGAUUGGAGCACAGUGACGGCGGCAUCCUCGACCUCGACGAUGUUCUCUGUGACGUGGUGGACGACAAAGACAGGCUGAUAGCGGUGUAUGAAGAACAGGAGCCCCACCAUGGAGGAGACGGGACCAGUGCCAGCUCCACGGGACCCAGAGCCCCGACCUGUUCGCUGUGGACCUCAGCGGGGCCUCGGCCUUCCAGCCCUACCAGGCCAGCAGCGAGAUCGAGGUCACGCCCUCCGCCCUGCGCACCAAUAUGCCUCUCCACGUGCGGCGCAGCAGCGACCCCGCCCUGCUCACCGUCAACGGGCCCUUCAACGGCGGAGAAUCACGAGUCCAAACCGAAGAGCCGCCAUCGAGGAAGAACCCGACGCGAUGGUCCACCACCGCCGGGUUCCUGAAGGCUCGACACAACUCCGGCACCAACAGCCUGGAGAGAAAAGAAAAAGCUAUGGACACGUACCGCAGUCUGCCUCGGGAUGCUGGGACGUGGGCCAAUCAGAGAGAGUUUCAGAGAGAGACCGCCCGCUCAUCGCUCAGCGCCAAUCACCCCAUGGUGGACCGCUGGCUGGAGAAACAGGAGCAGG